AUGGAAAAUAUUACUGUCUUCUUUUACUUUAACCUCACCAUGUUUGAAAAUAUUGGACAAUAUCGUUAUGCAGCUUUUGUCUUUUGCCUCCUCCUCUACAGCUUCAUCGUCUCUGCUAAUCUGGUCCUAAUCCUGGUGAUAUCGAGGGAGCGAAUGCUCCAUGAGCCCAUGUAUAUUUUUAUUGCCUUUCUGUCUGUUAACGCUCUGUACGGUUCUUCUGGCUUCUUCCCCAGAUUCCUCAUGGAUCUUCUGUCUGACACUCAUUUGAUCUCACAUCCAGCUUGUUUUUUUCAGAUCUAUGUUAUAUACAGCUACGGUUCUUGUGAAUUGACCAUCUUAGGUGUUAUGGCGUACGACAGGUAUGUUGCUGUGUGUCAUCCUUUACACUAUCACACAAAGAUGACACCAAAAACAGUGAUGAAGUUGGGUGCGUUUGCCUGGAUUUGGCCGGCCGUGAUUCUCACUGCGGUCAUUUCUUUAUCCGCAACACUUCCAUUCUGUGGCAGAGAGAUAAAGAAGGUUUAUUGUGCCAACUGGAAUGUUGCUAAACUGUCUUGCGUUACCACCGUGGUUAACAAUAUUGUUGGUAUGCUGCUGACCAUUAUGACGGUUUUCCUCCCACUUUUAUAUGUGUUGUACACUUACUUGCGAAUUGUGUUUGUGUGUCUGAAAAGCUCAGUAGAAAUCAGGCAGAAGGUCUUCCAGAGUUGUCUGCCACAUAUUGUCUCAUUUGUGAUUUAUUCAAUCACUGGAUUUUGUGAUAUUGCCCUGAGUCGAUACAAUGUUGAACACUUAAAUCCAUUUGUGGCUAUAAUUUUAUCACUAGAAUUUGUUGUCAUUCCUCCUAUUUUGAAUCCUCUUCUUUAUGGUUUGAAGUUACCAGAAAUAAGAAGACACAUAUUAAGGACAUUAUGUUUGACAAAAACCCACAAGGUGACACACAGGUAG
This is a messenger RNA of Thalassophryne amazonica, 948 nucleotides long. RefSeq names its product olfactory receptor 10A3-like. Gene Ontology annotation, biological process: G protein-coupled receptor signaling pathway. The record is from RefSeq and is a predicted model, not a curated record. Bases 1 to 948 code for a protein of 315 amino acids. Gene Ontology annotation, cellular component: membrane. The transcript has a single exon. Gene Ontology annotation, molecular function: olfactory receptor activity; G protein-coupled receptor activity. Lineage: Eukaryota; Metazoa; Chordata; Actinopteri; Batrachoidiformes; Batrachoididae.